UAAAUUAAACAUAAAUUCUCUUGCUCGUUAUAUCCAACAGUCAAAGUUAAUAUGUUUAUUAUCAGCUAUUCAGCUCAACAAGCGUCAUAGUAUUUCAAUUUGUUGACCAAACGAGAAGGUAUCUGAAAGAGUAGCGAUUUAAUGUGCACGAAAAUGAGUGUGACAUUGUUAUUUAUGAUUUUAAUCUUUAAAUUUGUGGAUGGAGUUCAAGGAUCACGAUCGUCUGCUUUUAAUUUCCAUGAAGAGGAUGCUGAAAAACAACAAAAAGCAACCGAAGAGCUCGUUAAAAGGAUUCUCCCCGAUUACUUUUUGUACUUUAAAGUGUCCGUGGUGUCAAAUUUUAGCCAGGACUCUUUUCAAAUUUUUAGUUCGGGAAAUGGAACGGUAUUUAUUACAGGGAGGUCCGGAGUGGAUGUAGCGAGCGGGCUUAAUUAUUACUUGAAAUAUUACUGCUACUGCCAAAUUUCGUGGCAAAAUAAACAGUUAAACCUGCCGAAGCAGUUACCAGCGGUUAAUGUCACAAUUAGCUAUAACGAUAGAUUUCGAUAUUACCAAAACAUAUGUACAAGUAGCUACAGUUUUGUUUGGUGGAAUUGGAGCCAGUGGGAAAAGCACAUCGACUGGAUGGCCCUCAACGGUUAUAACUUAGUUCUUGCACCUAAUGGUCAAGAAUUUAUCUGGAAUUUAAUUUAUAAAGAGAUCGGUAUGACGCAGCAAGAAAUAGACGAGCACUUUACUGGACCUGCAUUUUUAGCUUGGAAUAGAAUGGGCAAUUUGCGUAAAUGGGGAGGUCCAUUGUCAGAAUUUUGGCACAACAGGUCUUUUACUUUGCAAACAAAUACGCUUUCGCGUAUGAGGAGUUUAGGAAUCGUACCAGUCCUUCCGGGGUUUGCAGGACAUGUUCCAAGAGCAUUUAAAAGAUUAUUUCCAACAGCUAAUUUGACGAAAAUGGAGGAAUGGAGUAACUUUAAUGACUCGUAUAGCAGCCCUUAUUUAUUGGAUGCCAAUGAUGGUUUGUUUGAAACAAUUGGAGAAAAGUACUAUAAAAACCUUAACAAAUUUUACGGCGUUGUCCAAAAUAAUAAUAAAACCAAAAAUACUAUGUACAGUGCGGACGUAUUUAACGAAAUGUCUCCAGUAUCAACCGAUGAAUCGUACAUAAGUAGUGUCGGCAGUGGCGUUUACAAAACGAUGGUAAAGAAUGACCCAGGGGCUAUUUGGCUAAUGCAGGGAUGGCUUUUUGUAUAUGAUCCGUUUUGGACUAAAGAAAGAGCAAAAGCACUGGUGACAUCGGUGCCUUUUGGAAAAAUGAUUAUUCUCGAUCUUCAAUCCGAGCAAUUUCCGCAGUAUGACCGAUUUGAUUCAUAUUUCGGUCAACCAUUUAUAUGGUGUAUGCUCCACAAUUUUGGAGGAACUCUAGGCAUGUAUGGUUCAGCUCAUAUCAUAAACAAGGAACCGAUUCGGGCAAGAAACGAAACAACAAUGAUAGGAGUUGGAAUAACAGCAGAAGGUAUUAAUCAAAAUUAUGUAAUUUAUGACCUCAUGAGUGAAAUGUCUUGGAGAGAUGAGCCAGUCGAUUUGACAGAAUGGUUCGAUAAUUAUUCACGAAGGCGAUACGGUCAAAUAAAUAUGUCAGCAAAUCAAACGUGGCAAAUUUUAAAGAGUACUUUGUACAAUUUUACGGGAACAGAACGUUUAAGAGGGAAAUACAGCAUUAACAGUCGUCCAUCAUUGCAUUUGAAAGAUUGGAUGUGGUAUGAGAAUAGUGACUUGUUCCAUGCCUUCGAAACAUUUUUGGAUGCUUCAGAUAGUCUUGCAGAUUCAGAAACGUACAAACACGAUAUCGUUGAUUUAACCCGUCAAGUACUUCAAAUUUUGGGAGACGAAUACCAUAAAAAAAUUGUUAAGGCAUACAAAAGUCGGUAUUUGAUAGAGUUGAAAUACUUAAAACAAGACAUCUUGGAUUUAUUUACUGAUUUGGAUCUAAUACUUGCUUCUAAUGAAAAUUUUCUUCUGGGAAAAUGGUUAAAGGAUGCAAAGAACGUUGCGGACAACCCAAGUGAAAUUGCUCAGUUUGAAUACAAUGCCAGAAAUCAGAUAACAUUAUGGGGUCCAAACGGAGAAAUAGUAGAUUAUGCAAAUAAACAAUGGGCAGGUGUAGUGGCAGACUAUUUUGAACCAAGAUGGGAAAUAUAUUUGAGUGCUCUGGAAAAAAGCUUAUCAACAGGUGAAGCCUACAAUGAAACUGAGACUUUUGAAAAAAUGUUUUUCGAAGUAGAACAACCGUUUACCAUUUCCACAAAAGAAUAUCCGUCUCAGGCUACAGGUAAUCCAGUCGACAUAGCUCGAUAUAUUCGUGAUAAGUGGACAUUGGACAGGAUUCGGAAAUUUAAUAUUGAACAUGAGCCUGAUUUGCGUGUUUCAGACAGUUUUAUAUCUAAACUACGAGAUAAUAAUGACAACAUAGAAGUCACAAUGCUAACAUAGUUAUAAAUAAGGAUGUUGUGUUGUGUACUGCUUAACAUAAAUAUAACCAUAACUUAAAAUAAAAGACUUAAAUACCAA
Messenger RNA from Agrilus planipennis (emerald ash borer), 2565 nucleotides. RefSeq names its product alpha-N-acetylglucosaminidase. The record is from RefSeq and is a predicted model, not a curated record. Bases 142 to 2487 code for a protein of 781 amino acids. NCBI's taxonomy places the organism in Eukaryota, Metazoa, Arthropoda, Insecta, Coleoptera, Buprestidae. The transcript has 16 exons.